AAACAAUAAAUUGAGUGGUCUAUUUUCCCUCACAAAAACUCCUUUCUCUUCACCAUUGCCACAUAGAUGAGUUUGUACUUGGUCUGAACUUACAGCAUUUCGAUGACCAAAUCUGACUCCAUUACUCAAAACUGAAACAACCAAAAUCCCUCUUCUUCAAUGGCCGCCGAUGACAACAACAAGCCGCUGCGUAAAAUAGCCGAAGCAUUUAAAUCUCUCAGCAACUCAAUCAACAAAGAUGAUGAUACUAACAACACUACUUCAGAAACCCUAGAUAGCUGUACCAUGGAGCUUGCGCCGUUCUCAAAUGCGUGUUCUCUCGUGUCUCCCCUCUUUCGGUGUCUCGGUAUCGCCUUUCGCUUCGCCGAGAUGGAUUACGUCGCCAAAGUUGAUGAUCUUGUCGAGGCGUCCAAGUCAAUAUCGACGUUACAAGCAAUGAUGGAUGGAGAUAUCGAGUCUAACUGUGUGAGGAAGGGUGGCAGUCAUACGAGGAAUUUGUUGAGGGUGAAGCGCGGUCUUGAUAUGGUCCGGGUUUUGUUUGAGCAGAUUAUAGCUACCGAUGAGAAUUCCCUGAAGAGUCCAGCUUCAACAGCUUAUGCGCAGGUGUUUGCUCCACACCAUAAUUGGGCUAUCAGGAAAGCUGUCGCUGCAGGCAUGUAUGCUCUUCCCACGAAAGCACAACUUCUAAUGAAGCUCAAUGAAGAUGAGGUUUCGGCGAGGACUCAGAUGCAGAUAUAUAUUGGCGCAUCUGCUGCAGUGAUUCUGUACAUUGAUAAACUCUUCCACUCAAAAGAUCUUGGCAUAGAUUGGUAACUUAUAUACCGGAGGUUCCAGUCUUUUCAUCUGCCUUCUGGAUGCAGUUGUUGUAAUCUAGUUCUCGUUUAAUGUUGCAGAUUUCUGAUGAAAACUGUAUACUUGAAUAAAAUAUACUUUCAUCGGAAAAUGUUGGGCUGAUGUGUA
This is a messenger RNA of Daucus carota subsp. sativus, 960 nucleotides long. Its product is annotated as accelerated cell death 11. Gene Ontology annotation, molecular function: ceramide 1-phosphate binding; ceramide 1-phosphate transfer activity. Bases 160 to 813 code for a protein of 217 amino acids. Lineage: Eukaryota; Viridiplantae; Streptophyta; Magnoliopsida; Apiales; Apiaceae. Gene Ontology annotation, cellular component: cytoplasm; membrane; cytosol. The record is from RefSeq and is a predicted model, not a curated record. Gene Ontology annotation, biological process: ceramide transport; intermembrane lipid transfer. The transcript has 4 exons.